AUGGUUGUAAACCUACAUGUUGAUCAUAACCAUGAUAAAAUUGAAGAUGAACGACAGGAAGAAGAAUUGGGAGAGGAAGAAUUAUCACAUAUUCCUAUAGUAAUGACAAAGACUCAAUCGGAUAACAUGGAACAUAAGAUACUUUAUCGACAGACCAAAUCGGUUAAAGCAGGAGAAAUUGAAAGAUUUAAAAUUAAUUUCACACCUCAUGCUGAAGGAGAUGAAGUGAUUAUGCCUCCUACAUUAUGGGUGAAAGUUAAGAAUUUAGAACCGGUUUCUAAGAGAGCCAUUUAUUUGGCUGGACCUUAUAUUCUUUAUGUUGACUGUAAACUGCUGGAUUACGACUCAAAUACCAAAUAUUUCGUUACUGCUGAUCAACCAGUGUUUGAACCUCAAUUAUUAGCAGGGCAGUCAUUUUAUAUCCAGUUGUCUUGUCAUACAUUGAAGAAAAGUUAUUCUUGGAUAGUUGAUGUUGUCUCCCAAAUUAUAUUCAAUAAUACGAUAUCGAUAGAUUUUGAAAUCAUGAUUGGUACUUGUAAGCAAGUGCUACAUGAUGCUUCUUUUGCAGAGAAGAAUAUUUUAAAUUCAGAUAAAGUCGGAUGUUUUAAUAGCUUGUUACAUGUUGACAACUGGGAUACUUUGGAUCUUUGGAAUUUGCCAGUUUUGCAACCAAACAAGCCUAAACAUUUGGUGAUUUUAACUCAUGGUUUACAUUCCAAUGCAAGCGCAGACAUGUUGUAUUUGAAAGAGCAAAUAGAUAGAAUAGUGGAUUUAAGAAAAUCUCAUGAUGAAGAUAUUGUUGUUAAAGCAUUUUUCGGAAAUAUAGGUAAAACGGAAAGAGGAAUCAAAUAUUUGGGAAGUCGAGUUGCAGAAUAUAUCAUUGACUUGAUUACGGAAAACGAUCUGUUGAAUGAUGGUAAAGUUGAGAAGAUAUCUUUUAUUGGUCAUUCAUUAGGUGGUUGUGUCCAAACAUUUGCCAUUGCUUACUUGAAGAUUAAUUUCCCAUGGUUUUUUGACAAAAUCAAGCCUGUGAACUUCAUCACUCUUGCUAGUCCUUUGCUAGGAGUUGUUAAUGAAAACCCAAAAGUUGUUGAAUGGGUGUUGCUGGCAGGGUUUGUUGGGAAAUCAGGACAAGAGUUGGGAUUGAAGGUUGUUGAAAACGAUUCCAAACCAUUGUUGUUGCUAUUACCCACAGGUCCAACCCAUGAAGUUUUGAAACAGUUCAAAAGAAGAACAAUUUAUGCUAAUGCUAUUAAUGAUGGAAUUGUUCCGUUGCGUACUUCAUCCUUACUAUAUCUCGACUACAAAGGGCUAUCAGAGAUUAUAAACUCUGAAGAGUUGGCUCAGAGUGACACAACAGAUAAAGUUCCUAAAUCUGUCGAAAAGGCCAAUUCAUUCCUGGCAGUUCAGACAUUAUUGUCCUAUUUCAUGCCACAAAAUCAAUCUUCAGAAAGAUACAAACGUUUCCAAACCCAAGAUGUUCAAGCUGCGGCCACAUCAGAAGGAAUUGUUCAUAAAGUGAUUCCCAGCUCGACAUUCUUAGAUUCUGCUGCUUCAUUGGUAUUACCACCGUUGCCUUCAAUGAAAUAUAUUGUAGACCCAUCAUCUCGUGAUAAUGUUAUUAUUCAUGACAAAAUAUAUUAUGAAAAGGACUUACCUGUGGCUAAUACAGAAGAAAAGUUGAGUUCAUUUGAAAAACUUGAAGAAGAAAUUGCUCGUGAAUAUCAUAAGAAUAUGGGUUGGAGAAAAGUUGUGGUUAAGAUUAAACCCGAUGCUCAUAAUAAUAUAUUUGUACGAAGACGUUUUGCAAAUGCUUAUGGAUGGCCAGUUAUUCAACAUUUAGUGGAGAAUCACUUUGGUCAGAAUAGAAGUUCAGAUUUGAAAAUCCCAAUGGUUGCAACCAAAAUGAAUGAGAGUUUAAGUACUGAUUCAUUGGAUCGAGAACUUGAUUUGAGUAGAAUUGCGUCCCGUGAUUUGAUUUCAAAACAAAAUGAUGAGAUUGAUAAAAAUACUCGAGAAGAAGAGACAGCGGCUACAACAUCAGUUGGUCAUGAUUGGAUUAAUUCAGAACAUAAUGGAGAUUCAUUAUUUUCAUUAGGGGUUACUGGAUUAUUAGGAGAGGUGACAGAAAUGAUGGGGGAUUUUAAAGAUCUGAUUACAAAAUAUACUAUUAAUCCUCCAGCUUUACCUAUUAUUGGACAAAUACCCAUUCCUGCUGCUUUAAUGACGCCUACUGAUACCACCAACACUACAACUAAUACUAUUCCUGAAAAUGGUGAUUUAGGAUUAACAAAAAAUGGCGUAAUGAAUGAUUUUAUAUAG
Candida tropicalis MYA-3404 is the source of this 2322-nucleotide messenger RNA. RefSeq names its product putative lipase. Gene Ontology annotation, molecular function: monoacylglycerol lipase activity. The record is from RefSeq and is a predicted model, not a curated record. The transcript has a single exon. Lineage: Eukaryota; Fungi; Ascomycota; Pichiomycetes; Serinales; Debaryomycetaceae. Bases 1 to 2322 code for a protein of 773 amino acids.